AACCUAUCGAUCGUGAUGUAAGAAUACGGCAUAAAGUAUAUCGGAAACUAUAAACGUGUGUAAAAUCUUUUCCAUUAAUUUCGUUCAAAUUUAUUCCGAUAUUUAGAGGUAGAAAGUGUAAAAAAUAUUCUAACAAAAUUACGAAGCGUUCAUCGAUACGUAAACAUAUAGAAAAUGUUUUAAACUUUAAUUAUUCGUAAAGAUCGAUCAAGAUGUAUCCAACUGCUUCAACAACUGGACCGCAAGAUCAAAAUGGAGGAACUGACGGAUAGAUCGAUAAUGCUCAGUAAUGUUAGAGAAUAUCAUUGAUCACUUUGCUUGUCAACGUGAUUAGCAUGGAAUGGAUGGAUCCUGUCCACUCCUCUUUCCAUCUUUUGGGGAGAAAAAUAACUCUGAACGAGGAAUCGGAUAUACAGCACAGAAAGUGUCUUUAUACAGGCCAUCCUCUGAUGCAAUUGACCUUGGAUACCAUACUCUUGACAACAGUGGUUGCCGUGUGCCUUCCUCAUCUGCUAUUACAUCUGUACCUACGAGACAACAACCGCUGUCACAACAGAAAAGAGCAUAUGUUACAGGUCUUUACCAACUUGACGAUGAGUUGUUACUAAAAAUUUUCUCCUGGCUAAGUACUAGAGAUCGUUGUGCUUUGGCGCAAACUUGUAGACGUCUAUGGGAAAUAGCGUGGCAUCCAUCCUUAUGGAAGGAAGUUGAAAUACAAUAUCCUCAAAAUGCGACUAUAGCACUAAAUGCUUUAGCACAGCGAGGAUGUCAUUCUUGUAUUCGUCGUUUGAUAUUGGAAGGUGCCACAGGUCUUCCUGGAGUCUUUCGACAACUGCCAUUUUUAAGUUUAACUUCUCUAAUUCUGCGUCAUUCGCGACGCGUAACGGAUGCUAACGUGACUGCCAUUUUAGAUAAUUGCGUGCAUUUAAAAGAAUUAGAUUUAACUGGAUGCGUGAGUGUGACUAAAGCUUGUAGCCGGAUAACAUCGUUGCAAUUACAGUCGCUUGAUCUAAGCGAUUGCCACAAUAUUGAAGAUUCUGGUUUGGUAUUAACGCUCUCCCGUAUGCCACAACUUGCGUGCCUUUAUCUACGACGAUGCGCACGUAUAACCGAUGCCAGUUUCGUUGCUAUUGCAUCUUACUGUGGAAAUUUACGACAACUUUCUGUAUCUGAUUGCGCAAAAAUAACAGAUUUUGGUGUACGUGAAGUGGCCGCACGUCUAGGGCCAUCGUUAAGAUAUUUUUCUGUUGGUAAAUGCGAUCGUGUAUCUGAUGCCGGUCUGCUUGUGGUAGCCAGACAUUGUUAUAAAUUACGUUAUUUGAAUGCACGUGGUUGCGAAGCACUCAGUGAUAGCGCAACAUCGGCUUUGGCACGUGGAUGUCCACGGCUCAGAGCUCUUGACAUAGGAAAAUGCGAUAUCGGUGAUGUCACACUCGAGGCUCUUUCCACGGGCUGUCCUAAUUUGAAAAAGCUCUCUCUUUGUGGUUGCGAACGAAUCACAGAUGCUGGACUGGAAGCAUUAGCAUAUUACGUGCGUGGUUUGAGACAGUUAAAUAUCGGAGAAUGCCCUAGAGUAACUUGGGUUGGAUACCGCGCAGUUAAACGUUAUUGUCGUCGAUGUGUUAUAGAACAUACUAAUCCUGGUUUCUCCAGUUGAUCCAUAUUUACUUUAAUCUCCUGCUUCUACUAUCUGCGAUAUAUUUAUUAACAAAUAUCAAUUUCAUUGCUUAAUUAAAUAUUAAUUUAUAUAUAUAGAGAAAAAAAGCGACGUAUACUGAAAUAGAUUGUAAAAAUAUAUAUUUUGCGUCUUGCUUAAAAAACGCAUUCGCUAUUUAUUGUUUUUUUUAUAUUUUAAUACAUUAUACAAGGGUAAUAAAAUGUUAAAUUUUAUACUUUAAUAAAUGGAUGUCUUAUAACCUUCA
Molecule: messenger RNA, 1922 nt
Organism: Vespa velutina
Lineage: Eukaryota; Metazoa; Arthropoda; Insecta; Hymenoptera; Vespidae
Gene: Fbxl7
Product: F-box/LRR-repeat protein 7-like
Exons: 2
Coding region: 341-1657 (438 amino acids)
Biological process (GO): SCF-dependent proteasomal ubiquitin-dependent protein catabolic process
Cellular component (GO): SCF ubiquitin ligase complex
Molecular function (GO): protein binding
Source: RefSeq, a predicted model, not a curated record